Molecule: messenger RNA, 3615 nt
Organism: Anopheles coustani
Lineage: Eukaryota; Metazoa; Arthropoda; Insecta; Diptera; Culicidae
Gene: Ac3
Product: adenylate cyclase type 3
Exons: 18
Coding region: 1-3597 (1198 amino acids)
Biological process (GO): adenylate cyclase-activating G protein-coupled receptor signaling pathway; cAMP biosynthetic process; intracellular signal transduction
Cellular component (GO): plasma membrane
Molecular function (GO): adenylate cyclase activity
Source: RefSeq, a predicted model, not a curated record
AUGGUGAGGACGUCGGAACUGGGGCAAGUGGCGGUCGGUGGGGGCGGUGUCCUGCUGCCCGAUGCCGUCCUCGACAAGCUGUAUCAACGGUACGCGCUGAAGCAGAAGCGGGUCGCGCUCGCCUGCUACCUGAUCGCGUCGAUUCUGUUCGACAUCUGGGCCAUCGGGGUGCCACAAGGUCAAAGCGUCGAGAGCAUAGCCGUCACCAGCGUCUUCCUCACCGUCAACGUUGUCCUGGCGAUCGUGCUGCGCUUCUGCGGCCGGGGUCGGUUCCGCGGCGUCAUCUGGGAAAUCGCUCCCCACCUGGCGUGGCUGCUCGCCAUUACGCAGCUCUUCCUGCAGCUCUUUCUCAAAGGCUCGGUCACACCACGUGAUUCUCUCGGAUGGGCCGUGCUGCUUAAUUUUUUAGUGUACGUGACCCUGCCGGUACUGCUGAAGUACACCGGCAUCCUGCUCGGGCUCGGUUCGUUUGCAACCUACGUCAACGCAAUUAUCGGGCUGGCGAAGAAGGAAAACUAUUUUUGGGAGCAGCAAGUGGCCAACAUCCUGCUGCUCGUCGCCGCCACCCUGAUCGGGCUGCUCUGCUACUUCCUGGCCGAGGCCAAACAACGGCGCGCUUUUCUCGAGGCGAAGCAGGGCCUCGAGGUGAAGAUGCUGAUCGAGGAGCAGUCCGCCGAGCAGGAACGUCUUCUGCUUUCCGUGCUGCCGGAGCACGUUGCGGUGAAGAUGCGACAGGAUCUCGGUUCAACCAAUUCCGAACAGUUCAAGAAGAUCUACAUGAGUCGCCACGAGAACGUUAGCAUCCUGUAUGCAGAUAUCGUCGGCUUCACGGCCAUCUCGUCCACCUACUCGGCCCAGGAUCUGGUGAAAAUUCUCAACGAACUCUUCGCCCGCUUCGACCGGCUAGCUGAGAAAUAUCAACAGUUGAGGAUAAAAAUUCUCGGCGACUGCUACUACUGCAUCAGUGGAGCCCCCGUCGAGCGGCCGGAUCAUGCCGUCUUGUGCGUCCACAUGGGCCUCUCGAUGGUGAAGGCGAUCAAGUACGUCCAGCAGAAGACCAACUCGCCGGUGGAUAUGCGCGUCGGUAUACACACCGGUGCGGUGUUGGCCGGGAUCCUGGGCCAGCGCCAGUGGCAGUUCGAUGUCUACUCGAAGGAUGUCGAGCUGGCGAACAAGAUGGAGUCGAGCGGAAAGGCUGGCCGCGUUCAUCUGUCGGAGAAAACGCUCAGCUUUCUGAACGGCGAGUUCGAGGUCGAGCCGGCCUUCGGUGAAAAGCGGGAGGAGGCACUCCGGAUAGCGGGCCUGAAGACGUACUUCAUCACGAAAGUACUGAAGCCGUUCUGCCCGUCGGAGCAUAAAAACGGUUCGGCCGAUCCGAAAGACGUUGUCAUCGAGGCGGACGGUCCGUCGGAGAUCUUCCGCGACGAGGACGAACCGAAGGAGUCAAGCCAGGCGGAAGCGGUAGCGAACGGGGACGAACCGUCGACGCCGGCCACGGACGACAAGGCGGCGGACGCGCUCGAGGAGGAGAAAGCCUGCGAGGACUACAAGAUGCGCCUCCGCAAGGAGCUCGUCAGCCGCGACGGCCACAGCGAAAUCAGCAAGGACACGACCAUCUUCCUCACGUUCAACGACAAAGCGCACGAAACGGCCUACAACGAGUACCGCGAGCCGCACAGCGCCGUCCCCCUGCUGGCCGCCCUCCUGGUGCAGCUCGUGGCCAUCCUCUACGCCAUCCUGGUGCUUCCGAGGACGGCGGUGCACUUCGAAAUCGUGAUACCGCCGCUGGUGAUCAUCUUCGUAAUGGUGUUCAUCUCGGUCGCGGAGAGUCUCACCGGGAUACUGCCCGCUUUCAUCACGCUCAACAGCAAACGGUACAACGAUAGCACCAGCUUGCGAAAAUCCACGGCCAUCAUUAUCGUCCUGCUGCUGGGAGUUGCGAACGUGAGCGACAUGCUGGCCGCCUCCCAUCGGACACCGCUGAGCCUCAACAUCACCAACGUGUCGUUCGCCUCGACCGAGAUGGAACCGUCCAGUGUGUGUCUGUUUCCGUCGUACUUCAGUAACUAUACCGUUUUAAUACUAAUUGCCACCUCAAUCAUAACGCAAUUAUCGCAUCUCAGCAAAAUUUUAUUAAUGAUCAUCAUAACCGCGACCCACUGCUACGUGAACAUCUUCCAUCUGGAUGAGGCAUUCCGAAACGAGGACUUUGGUAUUCUUAACGUGUUCCCCCUGCGCUACACGCUGUCCGCGCUGCUGGUUGCCGUGACGAUAGCACUUUCUUUCCUCGCCAGACACAUCGAUAAAGUAGAUCGUGUAAUAUUCAUGUGGAAAACGGAAGUGAUCGAUCAGAAGGAGAAGGCGAGUGACAUGCGGCGGCGGAACGAGGCGCUCGUGUAUAACGUGCUGCCGAUGCACGUGGCCGAACAUUUCAUGGGCAACCGGAAGCGCUCGCACGACGACCUGUACUCGCAGAGCUACGCCGAGGUGGGGGUGCUCUUCGCCAGCAUGCCCAACUUUUCCGACUUCUACUCGGAGGAAACGGUGAACAACCAGGGGUUGGAGUGUUUGCGCUUCCUGAACGAGGUCAUUUCCGAUUUCGAUGCGCUGCUGGAGUUGCCCCAGUUCCAGGAUAUCAUCAAGAUCAAGACCAUCGGCUCGACGUACAUGGCGGCGAGCGGACUCAAUCCGUCGCGUAUCGUCAAACCGGAAGAUCCCGUUUCGGUUCGGUGGGCUCACCUGGCACUGUUGGUGGAGUUCGCUCUCGAGCUCAAGAAAGCCCUGCAGGGCAUCAACGAGCAGUCGUUCAAUCACUUCGUCUUGAAGAUGGGAGUCAACCAUGGUCCGAUUACGGCCGGAGUUAUAGGAGCCCGCAAGCCACACUACGACAUCUGGGGUAACACGGUUAAUGUGGCGUCACGAAUGGAGAGUACGGGCAAGGCCGGCGCUAUUCAGGUAACGGAAGAAACCUGCCAGAUCCUGCAGACCUUCGGUUACACCUUCGAGCAGCGUGGUCUUGUGGCAGUCAAGGGCAAGGGCCAGCUGAUGACGUACUAUCUGCAAGGGAAGGUACCCCGACCGGCGGCUCCGACGGCUUCCCCGAUCCUUCAAAACCUCACCGCUAUGGAGACGGUCCAGGAGGUGGACGAGUCCAAGGAGAGUCCCCCAGCACUCGCUCCACCACCAACCGAUGGGACUUCCCCAGCGCAUCAGCCUCACUCCGUCUCAUCCGGCACGACAAGCCCCAACAGCGUGCGACUCAACCAAGAGUACGUAGAGAUGAAGGUUAGCAGUCAGAUAACCCAGGAUCAGCAAGCAGGCAAACUCAGCAGCACCCUGACGGUCGUCACGGAGAAGACCACUACCACAACUUCGAACACGAGCAGCAGCAUCUCCACCUUGGAGACCACUGUCAGCAAAACGGCCGCAUCGAGCGUGCGGUCAUCGAAUCUUUUCAACGGAAGUGAGCCAGCCGGAUCGGCCGAAGAUGCCAGUGAUGUCCAGACGCCGCUGCUUGAGGGGAAAAAUAGCACCAACGCUAGCUCGAACCACAUCGGUGACGGCGAAAAGGACGCAUUGCUGGAAAAUGGCUCCUAAGUGGAACUGGGACAGACG